UCAGCGGGAGAACCCGAACAGAAUCGAGAGUUAUAGGAAGAAAAGACCAGGCGAAUUUAUUUUUGGGGAAUUAAGUGACGUUUUGUGAUCUUAAAUGUUUUCAUCUAACUGUCAGUUCACUCGGGAUAUAUAUUAUUGUAGGUUGCCAGUAUGCGACGCUCAGGAGCUCCCAGUCAGCUCUUAGGUAAUGCUGUGAAAAAGCCUCGGUUUGUGUCCCCUGGAGCAUCUACUUCAUGUCUCGCAGCCGAAUCCAAGCCCCUUAGCCCUAAACUUGGUUUAGGCAAUGCACUGGAAAAGGUCCAGAGAAGUUUAGCAGCACCAGCUCCGAGUAAAACAGAGUAUGAUGCCCAGCCCGCUCCAGCCUUGUCAAGGGCUCUGGCUCGGGUUCUCAGUGCAGCGGAAAGUAAGGAAAAUGAGACCGAACAUCCUAACACUGGCUCGGAGGAGUACACGGAAGACAACGGUCCAGCAGGAGUGAAUGGCCACCCUCAGUUGACUUCGGGGUCUUCUCAAACCCCCCAGCAGCCUCCAGUGAGGUCAGUCUGCGUUUCUGGAGCUGCAGGCUCAGACUCUGACUGCAGUCAGAAUGGAGCGCGUUACUUCAGUGUGAUGUGGUGUAAAGCCAGUAAGAAGAAACACAAGCGCUGGGAGGGUGAUGCGGUCCUGAUUACAAGAGGACGCACAGCCACACUGAAAGAUAUGGAGGGCAAGGACAUUGGCAAGGGAAGUGGCUACAAGGUGUCCACACUGGCCUCCCUGUCCGAUGGAGAGACCCUGACGAUCGGAGGGAAGGAAGUGGAGGUGAUGGGGGUCAUUGCUGCUGAGGACUUCGCCAGGGGACGUUGUUUCCUAGAGGUCCAGGUAGAGAAAGAGGAGUCACACACAAAGUCGGCUCCACCUCCCUCUCGUGGCUUGGGGUCCAAACCUUUCUGCUCCCCACUACUGUCAGGGAGAGCAGAUCAUCCAGGAUCUAAACCUGAGAAGGAACAAACCUGCAGACCUCGCCAUGACCCGCUGGCUCCAGGCGCACUGGUGAUGCCUCGUCCCUCUGCUAACCACCAGUGGUCUAAUAACAAGGCGGGGCUUCCUGUGGUGGAUGUUGUUGUUGACCCGUACCUGACUACUCACCUACGACCCCACCAGAGAGACGGCCUGCUCUUUCUCUAUGAGUGUGUCAUGGGCUUGAGAGCUGUGGGCCGCUAUGGGGCUAUUCUGGCUGACGAGAUGGGUUUGGGGAAGACCCUCCAGAGCGUGGCGCUGUCCUGGACGUUGCUUAAACAAGGCCCUUACGGUGGGAAACCAGUCGCUAAGCGUGUCCUUGUGGUCACCCCUGGCAGCCUAGUGCACAACUGGGGUGCGGAGUUUAACAAGUGGCUGGGCCGUGAGAGGAUCAACGUUUUCACUGUGGAUCAGGACCACAGGAUUGAGAAGUUUGUGUUAUCUCCUCUGCACAGCGUUCUUGUGAUCAGCUAUGAGAUGCUGCUGCGCUGCCUGGAGCAGGUACAGAAAGUGGAGUUUGAUCUUGUGAUAUGUGACGAGGGCCACAGAUUAAAAAACAGCAGCAUCAAAACGUCCUCAGCCCUCAGCAGCCUGAGCUGUAAUCGCAGAGUCAUACUAACAGGCACCCCGGUACAGAAUGACCUGCAGGAGUUCUACGCUAUUAUAGAGUUUGUUAACCCGGGGAUUCUUGGGUCGUCUACUGGGUAUAGAAAAGUAUAUGAGGAGCCGAUUCUACGCUCCAGACAGCCCUCCUGCACUGAGGAGGAGAGCGUUUUGGGAGAAGAGCGGGCAGCAGAGCUCUCUCGCCUGACUGGCAUGUUCAUCCUGAGACGGACACAGGAGAUCAUCAACCGCUACUUGCCUCCUCGUCUUGACUGGACAUUGUUCUGCGACCCGUCCCCUCUGCAGCGAGAGUUGUACCAGCAACUCCUGGGCCACAGAGUCUUCAGAGCCUGCCUUCAGGGCUCCACGCAAACUCACACACACUUGGCCUGCAUCACUGCACUGAAGAAGCUCUGUAACCACCCUGGUCUGCUCUACGCCACCGUCAAGGAAAAAGCCGACAGUGGUUCAGUGGAGAACUCUUUAUAUGAGGGCCUGGUUGAGCUCUUCCCAGAAUCCUACUCUUCAGGUGGAUUCAACACGGCUGACUCUGGAAAACUUCUGGUGCUGUCGGACUUGCUGUCCGCCAUCAGGCAACUUAACCCUUCAGACAGGGUGGUUGUAGUGUCCAACUAUACUAAGACACUUGACCUGCUCCAGGACUUGUGUGUACAUGUAGGCUACACCUUCUGCCGCCUAGACGGACACACCCCCACCAGCCAGAGACAGCGGCUGGUUGACGGUUUUAACAGUCAUUACUCUCAGAACUUCCUGUUUCUGCUGAGCUCCAAAGCAGGUGGUGUGGGGCUUAAUCUGAUCGGUGCUUCCCACCUCGUGCUGUAUGAUAUUGACUGGAACCCUGCUAAUGACAUGCAGGCCAUGGCUCGAGUGUGGAGAGAUGGACAGAAGAAGACGGUGCACAUUUAUCGUCUCCUCACUGCAGGCACUAUUGAAGAGCGUAUAUUCCAGAGACAGGUAUCCAAACAGGGGCUUUCUGGGACGGUCGUUGAUCUGGGCAAAAAGGCGGAGCACACUAACUUCUCCACCAGUGAACUGCGAGAUCUUUUUAGCCUGACAGAAACGCUCUGUCUAACACACGACCUGCUGAACUGCAGCUGCAGCAUGGAUGGCUCAAUCCAGGCUGUCGUAGAGGAAGAGGAGCAGGUUUCUGAUAGGCCGUGCCAGCUCGGUCGUCAAGGUGACCACGGAGGGGCGCAGCAGAAGCCUUUUAGCAUGUCCGAGCUGAUGCAGUGGAGACAUUUCUCUGGUGACAAACACACCUUCUCAGACCCUUACCUUGAUCUUGCACGGAAACACAUCACCUUCGCCUUCCAGACCACCAUCUCUCACACAGCUCCUUAAACAAACACACACAGAUUACACGUCAGAUAUAGAUGACUCACACACAUACACCCACACACACAAACACACACACACACUCUCUGGGCUUUGUAAGCAGCCUGGCUACCACAUAUGACUAAACCCUCAACAGUGCUGCCAACAACCGCAAUAAGUGACAAUUGUGAGAUUCUGUGUCUUGCCUUUAACGUUUUCUUUAUUGUUCAAAGUAAUUGACUGUAAAACUUUAUCAAAUAAAUGAAAUUCAAAAGGAA
Messenger RNA from Cottoperca gobio, 3215 nucleotides. It is a transcript of the gene rad54b, whose product is annotated as RAD54 homolog B. Gene Ontology annotation, molecular function: DNA translocase activity; ATP binding. Lineage: Eukaryota; Metazoa; Chordata; Actinopteri; Perciformes; Bovichtidae. Gene Ontology annotation, cellular component: nucleus. Bases 151 to 2964 code for a protein of 937 amino acids. The record is from RefSeq and is a predicted model, not a curated record. The transcript is spliced from 16 exons. Gene Ontology annotation, biological process: double-strand break repair via homologous recombination; reciprocal meiotic recombination.